This is a messenger RNA of Cannabis sativa, 1158 nucleotides long. Its product is annotated as protein SODIUM POTASSIUM ROOT DEFECTIVE 2. Gene Ontology annotation, molecular function: metal ion binding. Bases 338 to 760 code for a protein of 140 amino acids. Lineage: Eukaryota; Viridiplantae; Streptophyta; Magnoliopsida; Rosales; Cannabaceae. The record is from RefSeq and is a predicted model, not a curated record. The transcript has 3 exons.
GUGGUGCCCAUGUUUUUAUUAUUAAUUUUUUUAGGGGGUGUUGGGGGUUGCUUGAUUCCCUUCCACAUUUUCUUGACUACCUCAUCCAUAAAUAUAAUAUAUAUACCUUAGUCUUCGUUGCUCUUUCCAUUGGAGUCCAUUCAAACCUUUUCCUCUCCCAAUAAAAAAUUGACCUUUAGCUCCCCUGUUUCUCUAUCUUACUCUUUCUCUCUAGUGUCACUACUCACUAACUCAGUUGUUUUCCUUAGAUUCUUUCACAUCUGAUCUGGGUUUUGAAAGAUUAAAUAUAUAGUCAAAGACAAUCUAAUUUCUGGGUUUGAUUUGUGUUGGUGGGAAAAUGGGAAGGCUCAAUUUUGGGAAACUAUUAGAUUGUCUUUGCCUUUCUUCUUCUGGGUCAAACUGUUUUUGCAUCAACUCCAUUGGAUUUGAAGAUGAUUAUGAUGAGUUUGAGAAAAGCUCAUUACUCACAACAAGUGAAAAAUCCCAGUUGCUCACAUUGAAGGAUGUUGUUUCUGGAAAACCAACUUUGGCUUUUCAACUUAAGCCUAAGAUGGUCAUGUUAAGGGUUUCCAUGCAUUGUAAUGGCUGUGCUAGAAAAGUUGAGAAACAUAUCUCAAAAAUUGAAGGGGUGACCUCGUAUAAAGUUGAUUUAGAGUCCAAGAUGGUAGUUGUAAUUGGAGACAUUCUUCCUUUUGAGGUGCUAGAGAGUGUCUCCAAGGUCAAGAAUGCAGAGAUUUGGACUAAUUCUCUAUCUUCAUGAUGAUUUUUCUCGAGGCUCAUCACAAUUCCAAUAUUCCAGGCAUCCAAACAGGGUACUAAGAACAAGAAGCUAAGAGAAACUUCAUUAUUAUAUUAUAUAUAUAUAUAAAGAUAGAUAGAUAGAUAGAUAAUAUGAGUACAUACAUUUGGAAGAUCUGUUAUGUACCUUUCAACUUGUGCAGAUGAAAAUACAGAAUGUGAUGAGCCUAUACAAAUUUUUUCAGGCCUCUUGAAUUAAUGUUGUUAUUAGGUUCUUUAAUUUGUUGGUUGGGAUUGUUGUGUAAUCUUGUAUAUGCAACAGUAUUUGUAUGAGGACAUUAUUGGCCACUAUAUUUGUAUGGCUAAUUUUGUUUUGUCUAUGUAUUUAUAUUUUGCAAACUUAAGCAGUUUCUCUUUACA